AUGUCCAACUCAAACUCUUCACCGUCCACGCUGGCCGGCUACCUGGAGCAGACGGCUUCGGCGCUGAGCUCCGUCGCCUCGUAUAUGAAGCUCCCCGCUCUUGCAUCCACGGGCAUUGCUGCGGUCCUGACAUCUCUUCUAUACUUUAAGCAAAAGGCCUUAAUCUACCCAUCGCACAUGCCCCCCAAUGCUCGCACCGACGUACCACGGCCCUCACAGUUUGGUAUUCGCGAUUUCGAAGAAUUGAUGAUUCCGACAGACGAUGGCGAAAAGUUGUCUGCAUUUUACAUUCGCGGCCCGGCCAAUCACAGAAAUUCUAGGAUUACAAUACUUAUGUUCCAUGGGAAUGCUGGCAAUAUAGGACAUCGCCUGCCCAUCGCAAAAUUGUUAAUCAACACAAUCGGCUGCAAUGUGUUUAUGCUCGAGUACAGAGGCUAUGGUACAUCGACAGGAGAACCUGACGAAGCUGGACUGAACAUUGACGCCCAGACUGGGCUCAACUAUCUCCGUGAUCGGGCAGAGACUCGAAGCCAUCGAUAUGUCAUUUUUGGUCAAAGUUUGGGCGGUGCUGUUGGCAUCAAGCUCGCUGCCAAAAACCAGGGCCGUGGCGACGUUGCUGGUCUCAUUCUUGAGAACACCUUCUUGUCCAUGCGCAAACUUAUUCCAUCCGUCAUCCCCCCUGCCAAGUACCUGACUCUCCUCUGCCAUCAAGUUUGGGCCAGCGAAGCUGUGCUUCCCACCAUAGACAGGGUGCCCACCUUGUUCCUCAGCGGCUUGCAAGACGAAAUUGUUCCGCCGAGCCAUAUGCAUCGAUUGUACGAACUCUCUGUCGCCCCGAGGAAAAUUUGGAAACCACUGCCUGGUGGUGAUCACAACUCGAGUGUUUUGGAAGAGGGCUACUUUGAGGCCAUUAAAGACUUUGUCAAUGAUGUCGGGAGCGAGGAUGAAGACGAGAAGUACUAA
This is a messenger RNA of Cordyceps fumosorosea ARSEF 2679, 963 nucleotides long. RefSeq names its product BEM46 family protein. The coding region runs from base 1 to 963 and encodes 320 amino acids. The record is from RefSeq and is a predicted model, not a curated record. Gene Ontology annotation, molecular function: palmitoyl-(protein) hydrolase activity. Gene Ontology annotation, cellular component: membrane. Lineage: Eukaryota; Fungi; Ascomycota; Sordariomycetes; Hypocreales; Cordycipitaceae. The transcript is spliced from 4 exons.